AUGUCUGGAUCCACUUCUCCGGCUUCUGUCUCUGAGACUAUCGCUGUCUCCACCUCUCCCAUGCUUGUCAAUGUUCAUGCUCUGCUUGACAGUUAUGAUCUUGCCGGCUAUGUCGAUGGAUCAGGAACCGCUCCUUCUCCCACUGUCUCCGUUGAUGGCGUGACCUCUCCGAACGCCGACUACGCCUUGUGGAAGCGCCAAGUCAAACUGAUCUAUAGUGCAUUGCUUGGUGCCAUCUCCGUCAUGGUUCAGCCUCUUCUCUCGAAAGCUGUCACUGCUGCUGACUUAUGGACCACCCUCUCCUCUACCUAUGCGAAUCCCAGCCAUGGUCAUGUCCAACAGCUUCGUCAUCAACUCAAACAUUGGACGAAGGGGACAAAGACAAUUGAUGCUUAUUUUCAGGGUUUUACAACCCGCUUUGAUCAACUUGCACUCCUUGAGAAGCCAGUUGAAACUGAGGCACAACUCGAGUUUAUUCUCGAAGGUUUACCUGAUGAUUACAAGACGCUUGUUGAUCAGAUAGAAGGGUGUGACACACCUCCGUUGUUGCUGGAACUCCAUGAGAAGCUGAUCAACUUUGAAACCAAGCUCACAACCAAAGCCUUGGCGACGUCCUCACUUCCUGCCUCCGCGAAUGUUGCUAACUAUCGCGGCAACUCUGGCUCUAAUGGUGGUCGUUCUCAUGGCCAGUCCAAUCAUCGUGGUGGUGGUCAGAAUCAGUCAUACUCUCGCAAUCAGUACUCACCACGACCGUAUCAAGUCUGCUGCCAGAUUUGUGGGAUUUACGGUCAUAGUGCGCGACGUUGUUCACAGUUGCACCUUCCGUCUCAGCAGUCUCCGAUGAAUCAAUCAUCGGUCUCCUCCUAUCCCCCUUAG
This is a messenger RNA of Camelina sativa (false flax), 876 nucleotides long. The record is from RefSeq and is a predicted model, not a curated record. Lineage: Eukaryota; Viridiplantae; Streptophyta; Magnoliopsida; Brassicales; Brassicaceae.